AUCCGUGCGCCACCCAAGGCUGGCUAAGGAGUCGGCGGCCAUUUUGUUCUUCUCGUGGUUCCAGUGGGGAGAGACGGAGGAAGGAGGGAGCGGGGCGGUUGGGGGGGGACCCGCCGCGGCUUCUGCCACCGCCGCCACCACCAUCUCUGUGCUCGUGGCGUGGGAAAGGAGGUGUGAAUCCCGGGCGCGAGCCGGCGGCGGCGCCGCUGCGGGAGGGUCGGCGGUGGGAAGGCGAUGGCGGAUAUAGAUAAGCUCAACAUCGACAGCAUCAUCCAACGGCUGCUGGAAGUGAGAGGGUCCAAGCCCGGUAAGAAUGUCCAGCUACAGGAGAAUGAAAUCAGAGGACUGUGCUUAAAGUCCCGAGAGAUCUUUCUCAGUCAGCCUAUCCUACUGGAACUUGAAGCACCACUCAAAAUAUGUGGUGACAUCCAUGGGCAAUACUAUGAUUUGCUUCGACUUUUUGAGUACGGUGGUUUCCCGCCAGAAAGCAAUUACCUGUUUCUUGGGGACUAUGUGGACAGGGGAAAGCAGUCAUUGGAGACUAUCUGCCUCUUACUGGCUUACAAAAUCAAAUAUCCCGAGAAUUUUUUUCUUCUCAGAGGCAACCACGAAUGUGCCAGCAUCAAUAGAAUUUAUGGAUUUUAUGAUGAAUGUAAAAGAAGAUAUAACAUUAAACUAUGGAAAACUUUCACAGACUGCUUUAACUGUUUACCGAUAGCAGCCAUCGUGGAUGAGAAAAUAUUCUGCUGUCAUGGAGGUUUAUCACCAGAUCUUCAAUCUAUGGAGCAGAUACGGCGAAUUAUGCGACCAACUGAUGUACCAGAUCAAGGUCUUCUUUGUGAUCUUUUGUGGUCUGACCCCGAUAAAGAUGUCUUAGGCUGGGGUGAAAAUGACAGAGGAGUGUCCUUCACAUUUGGUGCAGAAGUGGUUGCAAAAUUUCUCCAUAAGCAUGAUUUGGAUCUUAUAUGUAGAGCCCAUCAGGUGGUUGAAGAUGGAUAUGAAUUUUUUGCAAAGAGGCAGUUGGUCACUCUGUUUUCUGCACCCAAUUAUUGUGGAGAGUUUGACAAUGCAGGUGCCAUGAUGAGCGUGGAUGAAACACUAAUGUGUUCUUUUCAGAUUUUAAAGCCUGCAGAGAAAAAGAAGCCGAAUGCCACGAGACCCGUAACACCUCCAAGGGUUACAUCAGGCCUGAACCCGUCCAUUCAGAAAGCUUCAAAUUAUAGAAACAAUACUGUUCUAUACGAGUGACCGAUUAUGCUUUCUUUGGCCUACAUUCUUUAUUCUGCGGUGAAGUUGAGGCUUAUAAGUCAAAACAAAGGAACUAACUUACUAUCCACAAGUUUAUACAGAACUCACAGUAUCUAUGACUUUUUUAAACUAAGAUCUGUUAAAAAGAAAUCUGUUUCAACAGUUGACCGUGUACAAUACCAUGUGGUGAGAAUGAAUUCAGACUUAUUAAAUGAUGAACUUGUUAAAUCCUCUCAGUGUCAAUUUAUCAGCACAAUACGCACAGGAGAACUGUUGAUGGCAUCUUGAAUAGAUUUUAAUGAAUAAAUUACUCUGGAAACCACACAGUUUCAACUUGGA
Molecule: messenger RNA, 1587 nt
Organism: Hippopotamus amphibius kiboko
Lineage: Eukaryota; Metazoa; Chordata; Mammalia; Artiodactyla; Hippopotamidae
Gene: PPP1CC
Product: protein phosphatase 1 catalytic subunit gamma
Exons: 8
Coding region: 235-1248 (337 amino acids)
Cellular component (GO): nucleus; cytoplasm
Molecular function (GO): protein serine/threonine phosphatase activity
Source: RefSeq, a predicted model, not a curated record